AUCUUUAGCACGACUUAACAAAAAUACAAGUGUAAUUUACAUCGAAAUCAGUAUUUUAAUGCUUUCACUAUGCAGCCACACCGAUUGUGAAGUUAAUCGAUUCACUUGUACAAUCGCCAUCCCACACUGCUAAUAAAUAAGCUAUAAGAAUUAUCUCUUCAAAUUCUAUUAAAUCAGUGAAAAAUUAACUGCGUACAGCUCUAACACACACAGACACACACACGCACACACAGGCAUAACAAGAGUCAAAAUAGAUACGAAUUAGUUGCCACAAGCAGCAAGUGCACCUACACAGCCCACACCGGAGAUAUGGCGCACAUAGUGGAAAAUCAAUUAUAUGCUGCUGCGCAAGCAAUUGAGCAGCAAUUGGAUCAAGAGAUCGAUCGCUUGGAUAACUUUGACACGGACGAUCUGAAGGCCUUGAGAGAGAAGCGCAUACAGGAAAUGAAAAAGUUGAACAAUAAAAAGCAGGAAUGGCUGAGAAACGGUCACGGCACAUAUUCCGAGUUGGCCGAUGAGAAGGAGUUCUUUGAGGUAUCCAAGAAAUCGCCGAACAUUGUGUGCCACUUCUAUAGGGAUAGCUCGGAACGCAGUCGUAUUGUCGACAUGCAUCUGAAAAUACUCGCCGCCAAACAUGUUGAGGCCAAAUUCUGCAAGGUGAAUGCUGAGAAGACACCGUUCUUGACCCAACGUCUACGCAUCAAGGUGCUGCCAACCAUAGCACUUGUGAAGGACAGUAAAACCAAGGAUUUCAUCGUGGGCUUUACCGAUUUGGGCAACUGUGAUGACUUCUCCACAGAGAUGCUCGAGUGGCGUAUUGCCCAUUCGGGCGUAAUUGAGUACAAAGGCGAUCUUAUGCAGCCACCAGAUGUGAAACGCAAACCAUUUAUAAAUCGCCCACAGAAGACUAUACGCGGCGGCUAUGACUCCGAUGAUUCAGAUAUCGAUCUGGAUGACUAAUGUGGCGCCUACGGCAGCCGCAACAUAAACAAAAACACAUCCACAAAGUAAACACUAGCUGCUUGGCACUUUGUUGCGCCUGGAACACUCAACAAACAAACAAAACAAAAAACAUCAUAUGAAAAGAAAACAAAUCAAAAC
This is a messenger RNA of Drosophila novamexicana, 1101 nucleotides long. Its product is annotated as thioredoxin domain-containing protein 9. Bases 310 to 960 code for a protein of 216 amino acids. Lineage: Eukaryota; Metazoa; Arthropoda; Insecta; Diptera; Drosophilidae. The record is from RefSeq and is a predicted model, not a curated record. The transcript has 3 exons. Gene Ontology annotation, biological process: microtubule cytoskeleton organization. Gene Ontology annotation, cellular component: cytoplasm.